Molecule: messenger RNA, 639 nt
Organism: Fomitopsis serialis
Lineage: Eukaryota; Fungi; Basidiomycota; Agaricomycetes; Polyporales; Fomitopsidaceae
Exons: 3
Coding region: 1-639 (212 amino acids)
Source: RefSeq, a predicted model, not a curated record
AUGUCCAACAAAUCCCUCCACCCCACCCUCCACCCCGAGAACGUCUCAUCGUACUCUUCACUUGUAUCCGCACUGGAAGACCACCGUGUUCGGGGGUCAUUCGUUGAAGACACCUUCCGCGUUCCGCGCACUUCCAGCGGGAGUCUGCUAAGACCGCUGCCAGCAUGGGCUGGUCAAAUUACCAUCACGUUUGACACCGUGCAGGGCCUCUUUGGUGGACGAGGACUCCCGCUCGCGUUCCUACAGAGCGGGAUGGCACCUGGCGGUAUUCUUCGGCAUGCCUCUGACCAUGUCUUCGCGAAUCGAUCCCCAGGCAGCGUGUUCAACAUACGGCUGAGUUGGCCAGGCUACUCGCAAGUUGAGUGCGUGACUGGAGUACCGAUCCCCUCGCCAGCGACGCGAGUCGACGUCGCGGUGGCCGUGAUUGGUCAGUACAGUCAACUCAUUGCGAGAGCCGAGCUCGAAGGUCCCAGAGAGAAGGGACGCGAGGGUUGGAAGCUGGGCAGGGGUGCUAUCACCAUCGAGAACCUCAUCCUGGUCUCCGUGUCGAACGGCCAGGAUGGUGUUUUCGAGGCGGAGAUACACGUUGUGCUCACCCGCAACGAUCCGAUGGCCAUGUUGGCAGCAUUGAGGCGCUGA